Molecule: messenger RNA, 864 nt
Organism: Pelagomonas calceolata
Lineage: Eukaryota; Pelagophyceae; Pelagomonadales; Pelagomonadaceae
Source: the annotation of a GenBank genome assembly
CCGCUCUGGCGGCUAUUGUGGCUCAUAGAACUGGCUAAUCAGCGAAUACAGCGUGCCCUGUCGCUCUCCAGUACCGCAUCGCUCGAACGCAAACUGCUGCGUGCGUUUUGCGCGCCGCUGCGAGCGAUUCACUGCCGCGCUGCAAGCUGCACGCAGGCGCAACGGCUGCGCGCUCGGCGCAGUAACAACACCACACUGCUGCGCAAGCAAAUGCUGCGCCUCGCCGUCGCCGCGGCGCUGCUGCAGGGCUGCCGCGGCUUCAGCGCUUCACCACGACCGCGCCGCGCGCUGACGAUCCGAGACGCGGACUACCAGUACUCCGAGCGCGGCCGCGGCGGCGGGCGCGGGCGAGGCCGAGGACGCGGCCGGGGACGGGGCCGGGGCCGAGGAGACUUCGAGAAGCGCCCUGGGGACUGGGACUGCCCGAAGUGCCGGGCCAUGAACUUCGCGAGUCGGCGGCAGUGUUUUCGGUGCGGCUUCGCGAACCCGAAGCCGCCCUCCAAAAAUAGAAGAAGGCCGAACCAGUUUUCGUGGAUGGAGGCCACGAAGGAGAGCGGCGGGCCCAAGGCCGUGGUGGACGCGUUACCUGGUUCCGUGUGGUGGCUGAACCCCGACGAGAUUUCCGAGGAGCGCGUCGAGGCUAUAAUGAGAGAGCGGGGCCUGGACCCGGCCGACGUCGACGUACAAACGCUGAAGGAGGCCGCGGCCACAACGUACUCGCUGGACGACGACAACUUCACCGAACCGUCAUUUAAUGAGCGCGUCAAGGACUACGGCAUGGCGGACCCGGACGUCUACGAGCCGCUCGCGGCGGACCCGUGGUGCGGCGACGACCCGCCUCCUGAUGCGUCGUCCGAGGACUAA